GUCGAAUUUGCAUGGCUCGUAGUGGUUGAGCGAAGUCCGGGUUUUUUGGUUUUGGAUAUUCAUCACCUUCUUGCAUCAUUACGACCGCUCUAGCGUGUAAUGAUUCGAAGGUGAUGGAUCGGGAGAGGGGCGUGGUGGACACCGGAUGGGCAGGGCUCCAGGAUGCCGAUGUACAGAACGCUAUAGCUACGCUUGCCGCCAUGAAGGCAUACAAGUCGCGGAAUGACGUUGCCAUGGUGAUGAUGCCGCCAGGGCACGGCCAACAGGAUGGGUUGAUGCUCGGUUUAGUAGGAGCCCAGGGGGGAGACCGACGGGAUCUGCUGAGUCAGUUGGCGGGGCAGCACCCUCCACACAGUCAACACCAGCUACUCAGUCGAUCUCCUGUGAUGAAUCCUGAUAUGUUGAGAUUUGCAGCGUCGUCGCAUCCUAAUGCAGGGGCAAGGUCAGUGUCAAAUUGGCCAAAGAAAUUGAAUGGACCGGAACACCAGAUGCCAUUUGGUGGGAAUGACGUCGUGUCUUCUGCGAUGACAACACAUUCAAUGUCACAUUUGGGACAGAAUUCAAGAUGUAAUUCCGUUGUUGAUCUGAUGAUGCGGCCUCCAUUUCCUGUCCUGGGGUCAGUGAGCAGUGUGGAAAGUCUGAACAUGAAUACUCAUGGAAUGUAUUCUAUACCAAAAGUAACUGAUGAUCUCUUCAAAACACCUACUCAGGGAAACUCUGGCAAAAUGGCAUACAAUCCAACAGUAUCUUUACCACAGCAAGACUACCAGCAACAUCAGCAUGGCCUAGACUUAUCAGGCAGUUUUAACAUCCAGCAAAACAUUAACCUUCCAGCAUCAAAACAACAGAAUGACUUCAUCAGAAAUGAUCCUUUCUCACAGUCAUCUUUGAUUCCAGAUUCUAAAUUUGAAAUGAAUGUUUCAAGAAAUUCCAACUUUAUGCAUUCUAAUCAUCCGUUCAAUGCUAGGCAGGAAACUGGUUUGACAAAGGAUUUGAAUUUCUUGCAGAAUGGCCCAACAUCUGAAUCUAUGUUACAAAAAGGACUCUCUGCUAUGUCAGGAGAGUUGAGAGUUUCACCGCAAGCUUCAUUAUCUCCCUUCCAUAGUCAGAGUUCUUCUAGAGAUGUGAUGGCAAGGGUAAGAAGUGAAGACAUUGAACAGAUGUCUAGAGAUUCUUUCACCAGACCUGCUCAACAGUCCAGCAGACCUGUAUACCACCAGACACAGUCUCAUGACUCUCUCAGGAAAGAUCUGCAUUCACAGUCGAACAACUUCAACAAAGAUGGAAGUCAUCAUCAAAAAUAUGUUGAUCCAUUACUGCAUAAUACUAUGUACAAAGAACAACAUGCAAAUAGACAGGAAAAACAACCACAAGGGUUUCAGUUGUCAUCUUCUACAAGUGGAUUUUCAGAAAAUAUGGCUGUUAGUAGCCAUGUGCCAAGACAGGAAAAACAACCACUAGGGUUUCAGUUGCCAUCUUCUACAAGUGGAUUUUCAGACAACAUGGCUCUUAGUAGCCAUGCAACAAGACAGGAAAAACAACCACAAGGGUUUCAGUUGUCAUCUUCUACAAGUGGAUUUUCAGAAAACAUGGCUCUUAGUAGCCAUGCACCAAGACAGGAAAAACAACCACAAGGGUUUCAGUUGCCAUCUUCUACAAGUGGAUUUUCAGACAACAUGGCUCUUAGUAGCCAUGCAACAAGACAGGAAAAACAACCACAAGGGUUUCAGUUGUCAUCUUCUACAAGUGGAUUUUCAGAAAACAUGGCUCUUAGUAGCCAUGCACCAAGACAGGAAAAACAACCACAAGGCUUUCAGUUGCCAUCGUCUACAAGUGGAUUUUCAGACAACAUGGCUCUUAGUAGCCAUGUGCCAAGUUUUUCUUCAUUCUUUGGAUCUGGCUCAAAUGUAAGUUCUAGCAAUGAGAAACCAGACCCAUGGACAAUUCAUUCACCUGAUGGUUCAAAUAAUUGCAGACAAAAUGUAUCAAGGCCUCUCUCACAGUCACCCCAUGGAACAAAUGCAUUUCACUCUCCACACAGUUUUCAAAAUGAAUCAAGUCCUUUGAAUCAGCAAGCAGCAAACGAGAGACAAACUAUGAAUCACCAGUAUCAUGUUCCCCCCUCAAGAAGUGCUAACAGUCAGCAACAUGACAUAAACAAGCAUGCACAAAGACAACCAAAUACAUUUAAUCCACCAUCUCAGAUGGAAAAGAAGGAGCCGAGUCCCAAAUAUCCAUUCCAGUCUUCGGGGUCUUACUCGGAGAGUGACGGACUGUUUCUACCAGCAAGUCAUCAAGUUGGUGGUCAGGAUGUGAACACGCAGAAGUCAAUGAUGACACCUAUUACCAGCUCUAGUGUUACUGGAAGUCAGCCCAACUCUAAGAGUCAGCUGCAGAGUAACUCAGGGCAUGGUUUUAAGGACUUUAUGAUGGACCACACAGCUAAUCUGCAUAACUCAAAUGUAGGUUAUUCUAUGCAGCAGAAUCCUUUCAAAAUCCCUCCCACCCCUCCUGCAUAUCAACAGAAACAACUCUUACCAGAGAAAUUGCCUUCAAAGAAUACGCACAAGGAUGAAAAAUCAAAAUUGUUAAAUAAUGUCAUGCCAUCUGCUCAUGGGAAAAGUUCUAUUGCUAAGCCAAAACCCAUUAGAAGUAACCCAAGGAAAAAGAAGGUUGUAAGCCCAAAUGGUCCAACUCAUCAAACAAAUGUGUCAUCCCAGAUUUCUAAAAGUUUUGCAUUGUUUCCACCAUUUUCACCUAAAAAUGAUAUUGCUCGAAACAAACCCAAAAUAGGUCCUGGUAGUGAAAAAAAGAUUUCUGAUCUAAUGGAAUCAGAAGUUGACAGGAAAUUGUUGGCAAUGUUCCCACAGUACCGGUUCUAUUUGGAUCAGAAUGUUAAACCUAUGGAAGAAAUUAUGCCACUUCCAGGUGAAAAUGCCAUUAUGAAGAAGAUACAAAAAGCUGGAGAAGUCAAGAAGAAAAGAAAGCUGAAAAAAGAACCUGAUGUUCUAUCAAACAUCAAGAAAGAAAUGCCUCAAGGUUCCACUAAUGAUUUGUCUAAUGGUAUCUCUCAUGGCAUAGAACUAGGGGACAUAAAUCAGUCUGUUCCAUCAAGUAAGAAAGACGAAGGAAACAUCAAUGCACAAGGACAAAAAUCUGAAAUAACUGAUCAUAGCCAUCCAUCAGGUCAGGCUGAAAGAUGUGAAAUGUCUUCAGGAUCCACAAAUGACUCUAAUCAACCACUAGAUAGUUUUAAAUUUGGACCUCAAACCAAAGAGUCCAGUUCAUCGUCAACUACAGACAUGAAGUCACAACCAGGCCAGAAGUCUUCUGGAAUGUGCUGUUCUGGUUGUGAAGAUGUGGGUGUUAUGUUUUCUAAGCAGUGUCAGAACAAGAUCAGUCGUGGCUUGAUGCAACAAGCAGCAGUAGCAACAACAGCAGCAACAGCAUCAGGAGCAGCAUCAACAACAUGUCCAUCCAAUAAGUCAUCUACAUUUGAUUUUUCCUUCCCGGACAUCACCAGUAAUAGCGUCAUGUCAUCAAAUUCACAUUCUGUUAACAGCGGUGUAGAUAGGCCUGUGACAGUUUUUUCUUCAUCUCAAAACAUUACUACAUGUGCAUCCAAUUCAGCAAGAAACACAUCUGCUGUUUCUAGCCAGGUUAAUCAUUACAAUAUGGACUUAAAGCAGUUGAAUAAAAAAUCAUCAGAUGGUUUCAGUUCUGAAGAUGUUGCUUGUGGUUCUAACAAAAACAAUGGGCACGAUCUUUGUAGCAAACAGAGUGCAAGUGCUGGUAGUGAGGGAAAAGAAAACAGUUUUCUGGAUAGUGCUAAUGGCUGCUUUAACAAAAUGGUGAAAAAGGAGUGCCCCGAUUCUUCUGUUUUGUCUGAUGGAAAUAAAUGUGAAAGUGCUGUGAAAGAUGAAAAUUCUGAAGACAAGGAAACAGGUGGGAGUCCAUGGGAAGACAUGCCCCUAAACAACCUUCAGGCAACGAUUCAGAAGUUGUUUGACAGGGUUUACAGUGACAAGAGUGACGACAUGGAUUUGAUUAGCAAGUUUGAGCAGGGUCACGGCAAUGUGGAAAUCUCUCCACAGAAGUUGGCAUCGAGCAAGAUGCAGGAGCAAAUUCCCAAGCAUAUCACUCCUCCAUCAUCGCCAAUGAACAAGCAGCAGCACGUUGAAACCAGCAGCAACCUGUCUUCACCGUGUGAGAAGCAGCAGACGCCGGGGACCACUCCAGAAAAGUCCAAAGUCCAUUUUGACAUCGAUGGUGUGUGGGCCAACGGCCGGCAGGUUUCCUGUGGGUUGUCUGAGAGUCUGGAUGAUCAUCUGAGGAACAACCGGGUGGAGGUGCCGUGCUGCACCUGUCUAGGGCCUGGAGCUGUGCCUGAAGAAACCGAAGGUCCAUACUACACACAGCUGGGGUCAGCCAGAAACAUGCAGGCCAUACGAGCCAAGCUGGAAGCCAGGACUGGGAUGACUGGCCAUGCGAUUCGGAUUGAGAAAGUACGUUAUACUGGCAAGGAAGGGAAGACGUCUCUUGGCUGCCCUAUGGCUAAAUGGAUAAUCCGUCGAUCGAGCUAUGAGGAGAAGUACCUGUGUGUUGUCAAACAGCGGCGAGGCCACUUCUGUGAAAACGCGAUGCUCAUCAUUGUGCUGGUGGCCUGGGAGGGUGUGCCCCUGGACGAGGCUGACGGACUGUACAGCUACAUCAGCACCACCGUCACAAAGGAAGGCAACGAAACCGAGCGAAGAUGUGGAACUAAUGAAAGACGAACGUGUGCAUGCCAAGGUAUUGACAUGAUUCGGCGGGGAGCCUCAUUCUCAUUCGGGUGUUCGUGGAGCAUGUAUUUCAAUGGCUGCAAAUUCGCAAGAAGUCGAAAUGUCCGCAAGUUCAAACUCCAGGACACAUCUAAGGAGGAGGCUUUGGAGAAUUAUAUGCAGGAAUUGGCAUCACGUGUUGGACCUCUGUACAAGAAAGUGGCACCAGAUGCUCACAGGAACCAGUGUCUGUUCUCUGAAGAGGGUCAGGAAUGCCGAUUGGGGAAAAACCCGCCAAAGGAAAAGCCGUUUAGUGGAGUGACAGCGUGCGUGGAUUUCUGUGCCCAUUCUCACAAAGAUCUCCACAAUAUCAACAAUGGAUCCACGGUGGUUGUGACCCUGUCGAAGAACCGAGGGAUACACAAACCGGAUGACGAGCAGCUCCACGUUCUUCCGCUCUAUGUCCUCGAUCCGACCGACGAGUUCGGCAGCUCCGAGCGCCAGAUGGAGAAAAUCCGGUCAGGAGCUUUAGAAAUACUGACCAACUUCCCGUGUGAGGCGAGGAUUCGCUCGAAACCACUGACUCCUUGUAAGAAGAGGGCCAAGAUGACCAAGGCCCUGUUACAGAACAAAGAGCAUGUGAGAUCCUUGAAGGAAAAGGCUCUGCAAGAGACCCAGCAGAAGUCAAAAGUCAACGUGGAAGCAGCGCAGAAGAAGAAGAGUGAAGCUUCUGCUGAUGUGCAUGUCAGAGACACGAUCCCGGACGGAGCCCAAAAGGGAAGUUUUGAGCAGCUCAUAGCACUGUCAGGACUUCCUAACUAUCAGGAUCUGUACGAAAAGUUCUGGGAUUUCUUUUAUUCAAAUGGUUCGUUCCCACCGGAAACGUUUCUCUCCAAAUGGGCGGAAGCAAGAGGUCAGGUGAUUUCUCCAGCCAGUCAUCAGAAUGCGGGAAGUGAUGCUUCUGCCGGACAGAAUCCUUCGGUUCGUCCUUCGCCUCAUCCAAUCUCACAGCUGUCGAAUCAGCAGCAGAUGGACGUCAGUAUGCAACGACCACCUGAAGCCAGAUUUGGCCAGUCACAACCAGAUGGAUUUGGUCUGCAGAUGUCUAAUUUGGCAUCAUGUAAUCCGAAUUCAGGCAAUGGAGAUCCUCCGAUGAAAAAACAGUGUUUGAUGAUGCCCAGUGUGGGAGAUCAUCCUGUCGAUCUUACAAACACUUGUGAGAAUUCUAGGCAGCCAUCUUGUGGAUCUGCCAAUAGCGGACAACAGAACAUUCAUCCUCAUCAUCCUUCGGAACAUCCUCGAUCUCAGGAAGUGCGUCCCAUGUCGGCCGUACCAUUCAAUUCUCCACUGGACAUGUUGUGUGAGGCAGCAAUGAGAACCGACCCACCCCGACCUCAGUCACAUCCACCCUCAUUGUCGUCUGUGCCUUACCCUUACCAUAAUGCAUCACUGCCAGGGGAUAGUUCACAGCUCUCUCAGGCAGCAAGUAAUAAUCGAUUCACUUCAUCACAACAUCCUAUGCAACAAACUGCAUUACCACUGCCAACAAACAAUCCCAACAGCCAUUCCAACUUCAGUGUGAAUGCUAGAGGAACAACUAGCACCAAUGUGUGUGCUAACAAUUCUUUCUGUGAUCCAAAUGAACAGUUUAUGUGCAAUCCUAACCAACAGGCAGCCAUGUUUCAAAAUGGCUGCAAACAGCAGCAGCAGCUUUCAUUUCUGAACGGUGGGGUCCACCAAGAGGAGAAAAGUGAGACUGUGAAAUGUUUGGGGAACAGCAGCAGCACCAUUUUGGAAGACAGUUUCAUCGACCCGACCGUGGUUCGCUGUGAAAUGGACUACAACGAAUCCAACUUCCGUGAUCCGCAGAUCGGAGGUGUGGCCAUUGCCCUGGGGCAUGGUUCUGUGUUGUUUGAGGUGGCCAAACGGGAACUCCAUGCAACGACGGCGCUCCGAAGCCCAAACCGAUACCACCCGACGCGGAUCAGUCUCGUGUUCUACCAGCACAAGAAUCUGAACUACGCAAAUCACGGUUGGGCGGAACACGAGAAGAAAAUGGAGCUGCUGCAUGAGAAGAGAAUGAGAGCAGCUGUCGACAAAGGUGUCGAUGUUGAAGAUCUCAAACCAGGCAAGCGGAAGAAGAAGAAGGAAGAAAGUCCAAAGAUCGACUUUGCCAAAACAUCUGCUGCUCAGUAUAAAUACAUGUGGGAUGCUCCAGUGCGACAUGGGCUGUCCUUUACAACAGACUCUAUUAUCACCCGCUGGAUCGAUCCGCAGCCAAUGGUUUCGGGGCCGUACCAACGCUGGGUGUGAUAUUUGCAUAUACCAACUGUGAUUUGGGUGAUUGUUAUUUCAUUUGUUACACUGCCAUCAUCACUGUCUAAAAUGUAUUUCAUUUUAAAGGAACACUGAUUUAAAAAAAUAAUAAUAAUUAAUUUGGACAUGGCACAUCUUUCAGAUAUAUUUAUUUGUUAAAUUUGAACAUAUAAUGCUUUCAGUUAUUAACCUAAUGUCAAUUCAUUCCUUUAUUUAAAUUUUAAUUCAUAUAUGUGUUUAUGAGAGUAAAUGUUUUUCUGAAUUUAGUACACAUGUACACAUGUAGGUUUCAUUAUAAAAUAAACCAUGCAUUUUAUUGAUACAUUAGGGGACAGCACCUUAUAUUGAAUAUUUUAUAGAUUAAACAGUUUUCGUAUUGAGUGUCAAUUUUUGCUGUUGCUGUUCCUUCAUAAAACAUAAUAUAAGAAAACAUGUAAAUUAAAAACAAAAUUAAAUUUAAUUUGUAUACCAGUAAUAAUUAUAUAGCAUCUGUUUCACUUGUAAACCAUGGUGGUUUAAUGUGCUUUUUCUUCAGUCAUAUACAUAUAAUAUAAUUAUUUUGAGUAAAAAUGUUCAGAGAGAAGUCCUAAUUAACUUGAGAUGGUGGUGUUUCAAAAUGAAUACAUUCAUUCAGUCAUGCAUUCUGUGAUCAUUGUUUUCCCCAAGGGACAUAACUGCAUGUAUUUUACUAAGAGAAGUCUGUGAAGUGGGACUCUCUUCCAUACUUUUAAAUCAUCUGUUUGUUACUGCAUCUUUUUUGUACUGCUUCAUUGGUAUAUUUACACAGUAUAUACAGUUUUUUUUAAUUUGUUAUAAACUUGUUAAAUGUUGCACUUCACGUAUAAAUUUUAUUAGAUGGGAAAUGAAUUUACAAUUUUUAAUGAAUUGAAUUUUUAUUGAUGUAAUUAUUUCUUUGUGAAAACAAUUAAUAUUUUAGCCAUUUUUUGUUGAUUCUAUCAUUCAUUUUACAAAUAUUUGUGUUGUUAAUGGGGAAAUAUAUUGUUAGUUUUUAAACUAAUGUGUUGUUUUGUCUGUUGUUCAAGAUGAUUAUUAUUCUAUAAGUGCUGGGUUUUGUGCUGUGCUAGAAUAAUUUGGGGAGCAAUAAUUGUUGAUUAAGGUUUUCUAAUGUUAAACGUGAUUGAUAAUAUAGUGGAUACGGUUUUUAUUCGCUAACUUGUAACACAUUUUGUACAUUUGAAUAUAAAUCUUUAUAAUGGUAGACAAUUAUUUUGUAUUCAUGUUGAAUUUUAUAAGGAAAAUAUUUUGACUGCAACAAACUUAAUAAUUAGCAUAAUUUAUGGUCCUUUGUAUCCAUGAUCCUCAGGGUAUAAACAAAUUUACGUCCAUCAAAAGUGGUUUCAUUAGUGUUGUUCAGUUGUACAACGUAAGUGUCCUCUAGUUAAGUACCAUCAUGAUCACAAGUACUGGAAUAAAAUUUAAUGUAAAUAUUAGUAAUUUGAAGAACAGUUAACCUUUUUUCAUAUUUAGUCAUUAAUCAUAUACAUCUACUCAACAAAAUUAAUUUAAGGGCCAUUAGAUAUUUUCGGCUUUUUUCUUUAUAUACGGUACUAAAUACGAUAACCCCACUUGUACGCAUUUACAAAUCAUCUGUGAUCAAAAUUUACUAACAUAAUAUAACGAUAGCAAAAAUUUACCAAAAAAUCUACUAACUGUUGACAUAUGACAUUAGUAGCAAUAAACAAGUAUACUAUUUCACUAGUACAUGUAUAACUGUACAAAAAUAAAUUACUAUUAGCUUGUACAUGCAUUUUUAAAAAACUAUUGUCAAUGGUAAAAUUGUUAAAAGUAUUUUUGGGUGAAUCUUUAUGACUAAAAGUACUCCAAUAGUCCUACAAUUCUGUGAAUUACUAUUUUAGAAAAAUCUAGUUUAAAUUAAUACCGCACAUAAUGAGCUAUUUAAAAUGUCAUUAUUAGUUACGACUUGGAGAUUUUAAAGCAUAUUUCAGUUUUUAGUUUUUUGGAAAUAAAUAUAUUCUAGUUAGUUUUUGCUUCUCCUAGCUAAAUAAUUAUUUUAUGACAAUAAUUUCCAUUCAUGUGUAAAGAAUAUAAUUUUUAAUUAAAAAAACCCCCAACUAAAUAAAGCAACACCCUAAAAAAAAUAUAAAAAAAAUAAAUUCCCUCUUAAUAUAAUAUACAGAGGUGUAUACCAGGUACUAGUAUCUGCAGUCUCCAAGAUUUGUUUUGUUGAACAUGUUAAAAUGUUAUGUGAAAUUGUUUUUGUUUGAAGUUGAACUUUGACCUUAAAGCAUGUCACAGAGAACUUGAUAAACGUGGAGUGCAGUUUGUAGGUCAUUAAACAAAAUCAACAACCCACUACACCAUAAGGUUUGUGAAUAGUGUUUAUUUAAAAUAAAUUCAACAUUAGACCAUAAUAAAAUAAAUCCUAGAUUUUUUAUUCAUGCUCUCACACCCGAAAGGAUAAAGGCUCUCACUCCUCCUUUUUUUACUCGGGUACAUGGCGUUUUUAAUAUCCUGAAAAUAUCACGUCACCCCUCCUUGCUCCCAUUUUGAAAAAAUAAAUUUAAUGAACGUCUAGCAUUUAUUUUACUAUGACCUUAAUAGACAAAAAGGUGUGCUGUACUGAGAGUACACCUACCUACAGUACUAGGUUUUCAAUAAGUAGCAGGAGACAGGUAUAUUAUGUGCAAGUUCCAUACAAACAAUUUAUACUUUAUUGUAAUGCAAAUUUAUUUGAUUAAUAUCGGUUCUACAAACAAUUUAUACUUUAUUGUAAUGCAAAUUUAUUUGAUUAAUAAUUUAUACUUUAUUGUAAUGCAAAUUUAUUUGAUUAAUAUCGGUUCCACAAACAAUUUAUAUUAUUAAUAUCAGUUCCACAAACAAUUUAUACUUUAUUGUAAUUCAAAUUUAUUAGAUUAAUAUCGGUUCCACAAACAAUUUAUACUUUCUUGUAAUGCACAUUUAUUAAGUUAAUAUCAGUGUCAUGAUAAAGUAGCAGUGUCAUGCCAGUGUAAUAAGUUAUCUAUUUUACUAUGAAGCUAAAUAUUUCAUGAACAUGUACUCGUAUCUAUUCGCUUGGUUGCUACAUGUUAAAAUAUUAGUCGGAUGGUAUUAAGUAGUGUAUAUCAUCAUACUGAAUGCUCUUAAGAGAAAUGUUAUGUGAUAAAUGUAUUAUAAAUAUGCUUUGUAUUCAUGUUAACAGAAACACAUUUUAACAUGAUACAAAAUGAAGUUGUUUUUUUCUUCUUCUUUUUUCUUUUUUUAAGAUAUACCUGUAGUAUGGUAAUGAAGAUUUUUAAUUUUUAAUUUUUAUUAUUUAAAACCUUUAUUUAAAAAUCAAACUUUUUGAGAUUCAGUAUUGAACAUUUUAGCCCUUACUUUUGAUAGCCAGUGUUCUAAUUGAUGCUUGUGUACCAAUGGAUUUGUAUUUAGUCGUCUUACUCUUUAUUGUAUCAUUAACGAUUUGUACUUGCUGUAUGUAAAAGUAAGUACACCGUAUGUUUGUGAUUUGGUUUCAGUUGGCCAUUAUUGUGAUAUUUUGCUGGGUAUUUCAAAGUAUUCACAUUCAUAAUUUCACUGCUUUAAUUGCCAGUCUUGGUUUUUUGAUUUUAUAAAUUAUUUCUACAUGUUAUUUAGUUUAUAUGGUCUUCUUUUAAAAACAUUUAAUAUAAAUCUGUUUUAAUUAAGUGGUAAAAAUGUUAUGAACAUUUAAUUUUUUGUAAAUGUGACAAUUGUAAAAUCUUCUUCUUUUUUUCUUUUUUUCUUACUUGCAUGAGUGAUAAUUUUUAAUGUAAUCUAAUGAAUAGCAUCCUACCUAAAUAUAUCUUUUGCUUCAAAGUGUCAUUUCUGACAUACACAUGACAAUUAUAAACCAAAUCUACGAACGGUAUUUAUCUUUAGGCAACUUUCCUAACAACUAUGUAUAUUGAUUAAUAUAUGAUAAACACAGAUGUAUGAACACUCCAUACUUUAUCCAUGUUUAAGAAUGUAUCUCGAAAUAAAAAUGUGAUGAUUGCCAUUUUUAAAUUUGGCUGUCUGAAAAUGUGCUAUACAGUACUACUACUACUACUACUACCGUACUACUACUAUAUAUAAGAUUAUGAAAAUUCAAGAUUCAAAUUAGUUAUGAACCCACCAUAACUAUACAAGAGUGGAUAUAUAGUGUUAAAAUUAAUUUAUUCCAUUGUGUUAAAUUUAACACACCCAGCAGUAUUGGCAUAUUCCAGAUUUUAAUUUUUUUUAAAUUAUAAAAUGGGAGGAAAUUAAAAAAAAAAAAACAUUUAAUUUUUAUUAUAAUUUCCCCCCAAAUAUCAUUCAAAUAUUGGUGUUUUAAACAUAAAUAUUGACAUACCAUGAUCUACUUGAAAUUGUUUUAUUAUAAAAGUUUCUCUGAAACCAAGCAUUUCAUGUUUCAUUUUUAGCCCAUUUUUAUUAGACCCGAGAAGCAAAAACAAUCAAAUAAAACACAUUUUCAGAUAGUAUGCAAGAGAUGUUUUUAGAUAUUUUAAAAUGUAUAAGCUGCAGUCAUUGUGCAGGAAAUGACGUUACUUUUGACAUAAUGGAAAAAACUCCCACUAGGAUACAUUCUUUCCUAAAAGAUCAAAAGUAUAUUUCAUUAAAACAAAAACAUUAAAAAAAAUUGUUUCAAAGACAAUUUAACAUACUUUGGAAGGUAAAUUCCACAGUAUUUUAAAUUGUCUUUGAAACAAGUUAGAAUAGAAAAGUUUAGUACCAGCAAAUUUAUACAUUUUUACUGGAGAGGAGAAAACUAAUUCAAGUUUUAUUUCCAUUAUUUUGUAUGAACAUCAUGUUAUGCUGGAUUCAUCAUUAACCAGACAUUUUAGGGCUCAAAGUUAUGAUCUAAGGGCCUAGGUAUGUACCCAGAUAUGGCAUUUUUAUUUAUACAAGCUUUUUCAUUCAUUUAUUGUGUCAUCGAUAUGAAACUGUCCUACUUUCAGUAAUUAUGUGAGUUUAUUCUGUUUUUCUGUUACGUUUCAGGGAUAUACUAUGAUCAUAUUUAUAAGUAAAUAUUGUGUAUCAUUUUCAUUAUUGUUAUGCAUAUUGUUUAUAACUUAACAAAUUGUAAAUUCCCAACGGGUAUUUUCAUUAAUAAUUGUACAGAGUAUCAGUGUAUUGUAUUAUUUACAUCACCGAGUAGAUAUUUUUAAUUUUAUUAAUGCAGGGGCAAUCCUUUAAAACACUUGGUUUGCUGUAAUCCAAUAUAUUAUUUUAGUCAUUUUUGUUGGUAUUUUCAAUUUUGUAAAAUGUAAUGGGCUGAAUUUAUAAAGCCUGUUUGUCUUACAAACUACAAACAUUUACAAUGGUUGAACUCCUGGCUUUAAGAAAAACAGGCUUCGUAAAUUCGGCACUUUAUUUUUAUAUUCUGUAGGAAACGGAGAAAGUAAGAAAUAGCCUGAAAAAAAAAAAAAGAGUCUGUUGUGAUUGUUUUUAAAUUUUAAAAAUGUAUUGGAAAAAAAGGUAAGAAGAAUAAGAUCGAAUUCAAAACUCAAGUCAGUUGCUCUUUUUCUCUGUCAUCGGGUUACAGCCAACUUUUAAUGUUUUUUAUGGUCAGCCUCGUUUUGUUUUGCAUAUUCAUCUUCAUUCUUUCUUAAAGAGAGUUUCCCUAAUAUUCAAUAUUCCUGCUACUAAUGUAUUGUAGUAAUUGUACAUAAUGAAUGAAAUAGUCUAUUUUAAUUGUAAGGUAUCAGUAGAGAGCAUCAGAUUGUGGAUUAGUUAAAGAAAACGUGUUGAGUAGCUUGUGAUUGGGCAUGUGCGGUAGUUCUGUACACUGCAAUGUGUUAGAUGGUUGAUCACAAAAAAUAAAGCCAUAUUUAUUUC
Molecule: messenger RNA, 12893 nt
Organism: Gigantopelta aegis
Lineage: Eukaryota; Metazoa; Mollusca; Gastropoda; Neomphalida; Peltospiridae
Product: serine-rich adhesin for platelets-like
Exons: 10
Coding region: 114-7073 (2319 amino acids)
Biological process (GO): positive regulation of transcription by RNA polymerase II; oxidative demethylation
Cellular component (GO): nucleus
Molecular function (GO): DNA 5-methylcytosine dioxygenase activity
Source: RefSeq, a predicted model, not a curated record